UAUGAUAUUUAAUGAUUAUGAGUAAAAAUGUAUUAAUAUAAAAAGUGGUUUUUAACAGAAUGGAAUCUGAAGUAGGAAAGGAGUGUGGUGGUGUUUUCUUGAAAGGGGGAUAAACAAGGUUGAUUUUCUGCAAAUUACUUAAUCAAUUCAUAAACCUAAUUUGUCAGAAUUUGUUUUGUUGGAUGAUUGGGAUGAGAUCCGUUGUUUGUUCGUAGGGCAACCUUGGCGCUGAAAGAGUAUAAAAAAGCAAUCUUAGUUUUUCAAUUUUAUUUGGAACGUUGUGAUUUUCCGGGUUUCCGUUUGAGGAAAGGACAAAUCGGCAUUGCUUCUGCUUUCUUUUUCCAUCCCCAUAGAUUACAUUAAAAAAAAAUAGUGAGAAAGAAAGGCCCUACUAAUUUAGGGUUCCUCUCCCUACACAGCGACAUUACGGAGUUCUUUGUAGGAGAGGAUGUGAGGGUUUGAGGUUAGUUAGUUUGGUUGUUUAUGUAAGAAAGAGAAUGGGUGUGGGUGUGGGGAAGUUGAGCUUGUUAUCGACGACCGACCUGGCUGUGUUAGCGGAGAGCAACGGCAAAUGCAAGAAGCAUGUGUGUUGGAGAUCCAAUGCGACGCCGUUUCGGCACCGGAAGCCGACUUCUUGGUCUGUGCUCUGCGUUUUCAUGCUUGUCGUGCUGGGUUUUAUUUCCCUCUUGACGGGCCACAUGGCCUCUGAUCUUGAAUGGUACUCUCAGCGAUUGGUCCGUCGCACACUCUACUCUUCUGUGGAGGGGAACUAUCGCGCGCCAAUCGAUGUUUGGAAAUCGCAGUAUUCUAAAUAUUACUACGGAUGCAGUGAAAGGGGACGCGGUUAUGCUCCUGCUGUGCUUGAGCGGUGGUCAAAUGGAUACUUGCUUAUUGGAACUAGCGGAGGACUGAAUCAACAAAGAACUGGGAUAACAGAUGCUGUUGUUGUUGCGCGAAUUCUUAAUGCCACACUAGUUGUACCCGAGUUGGAUCAUAAUUCUUUUUGGAAGGAUGACAGUGACUUUGUCCAUAUUUUUGAUGUUGAUUGGUUCAUUUCUCAUCUCGCAAAAGAUGUUACCAUCGUCAAAAGAGUUCCUGAUAAGUUUAUGCGGUCAAUGGAGAAACCACCAUAUACAAUGCGUGUCCCAAGGAAAUCAGAGCCUGAUUAUUAUCUUGAUCAAGUUUUACCCAUACUUUUGAGACGGCAGGUUGUUCAAUUGACAAAAUUUGACUACAGACUUGCAAAUAACCUCGAUGGUGAGCUACAGAAACUACGUUGCCGUGUCAAUUUUCAUGCUUUGAGAUUUACAAAACCUAUACAAGAACUUGGUCAAAGAAUUGUUAUGAGAAUGCAGAAGAUGGCACGGCGUUUCAUUGCUGUCCAUUUGAGGUUUGAACCGGAUAUGCUAGCAUUUUCACGUUGUUAUUUUGGUGGGGGAGAAAAGGAGAGACGUGAGCUUGGUGAAAUCAGAAAAAGGUGGACAACAUUACCUGAUUUGAGCCCAGAUGGAGAGCGAAAGCGAGGGAAAUGCCCUCUCACUCCUUAUGAAGUGGGUUUGAUGUUACGGGCACUUGGCUUUUCAAAUGACACAUAUCUCUAUGUUGCAUCGGGAGAAAUAUAUGGGGGAGAUGAAACCAUGCAGCCUCUCAAAGAUCUUUUCCCCAACAUCUAUACAAAGGAGAUGCUAGCUGAUGAAGAGCUGAAACCAUUCCUUCCAUUCUCUUCACGCCUUGCUGCUAUUGACUACAUUGUUUGUGAUGAAAGUGAUGUAUUUGUCACUAACAACAAUGGUAACAUGGCCAAGAUUCUCGCAGGUCGAAGGAGAUAUAUGGGCCACAAAAGAACAAUUAGACCAAAUGCAAAAAAGCUUAGCACGCUAUUUGAAGCAAGGCAUCAAAUGGACUGGGAUACCUUUUGUAGAAGGGUUAAGUCAUGUCAGAGAGGAUUCAUGGGAGAACCGGAUGAGAUGAGGCCUGGACGAGGUGAAUUUCAUGAAUUUCCUAGCUCUUGCAUCUGCAAGAGACCAUACAUUGAAGAACUCGGUGCCAUAAACCUGACAAAAGCUGAUUCCUCGUUGAAUGGAAUUAGAAGAAGAGGCAGUACGUGAAGGUACUUUUAAUCAGAGCUGUUAUUAUCUGGUGGGGGGCAAUCAGAGUUGCCACUCUCUCCGUUUAAUGCCAACUGAACGUCAAUUGAAAAUUGAAUGUUAUGGAAAUGCGUCCAUAUUGAUCUAUCCUUGUAAAUCAUGAGGGUUCCAGUUCUUAGGAAGGUGGCUCAGUUUAGAUCCUAAGGACGUCGAUGCGUUGCAAACUGUAGAUAUAUACAUACAUAUAUAUGAAUAUAUAUGCUUAGUUUAGUUCAGAUAUUCCUUCCUAUCUUUUUUCCCGCCUUCUCUCCUCACAGAAUUGGGUAACACAUUUUCUCUCAUUCUGUUCACCUAUUC
This is a messenger RNA of Vigna radiata var. radiata (mung bean), 2444 nucleotides long. RefSeq lists its product as uncharacterized. Lineage: Eukaryota; Viridiplantae; Streptophyta; Magnoliopsida; Fabales; Fabaceae. The record is from RefSeq and is a predicted model, not a curated record. The transcript is spliced from 9 exons. Bases 498 to 2108 code for a protein of 536 amino acids.